This is a messenger RNA of Bacillus rossius redtenbacheri, 2368 nucleotides long. It is a transcript of the gene Hrb27C, whose product is annotated as heterogeneous nuclear ribonucleoprotein 27C. The record is from RefSeq and is a predicted model, not a curated record. NCBI's taxonomy places the organism in Eukaryota, Metazoa, Arthropoda, Insecta, Phasmatodea, Bacillidae. The coding region runs from base 188 to 1753 and encodes 521 amino acids. Gene Ontology annotation, biological process: central nervous system development; regulation of translation. The transcript is spliced from 14 exons. Gene Ontology annotation, cellular component: cytoplasm. Gene Ontology annotation, molecular function: mRNA binding.
GGCACUAUAGUUUUGGAAGCAUGUCGGAAACCAUAUCUAAUGACGUCAUUUCUCUUGGUUUGCCGGCUUCCCUGUACGUAGUUUUGUCAGCCCUCUUUGAUCGAAAACCGGUAGCCAUUACGUUGCAUGUUGUGAAUGAAAUAGAGAAUUGAUGUGGACGGUUUCGUUGGUGUAAUUUAGUCCGAUUAUGCGAGUGAAACAAGAAAUCAUGGACAAUGACGACAAAGGCAAGCUGUUUGUGGGUGGACUCAGCUGGGAAACAACACAAGAGAACUUGCAGCGAUACUUUACCCGGUAUGGAGAGGUGAUUGACUGUGUGGUGAUGAAAAACAGCGAGUCUGGUCGUUCACGUGGUUUUGGCUUUGUGACAUUUUCUGACCCAGCCAACGUGUCAUUGGUGCUGCAAAAUGGACCUCAUCAACUAGAUGGACGAACGAUUGACCCAAAACCAUGCAAUCCACGCAGCUUGCAAAAGCCAAAGCGAAGCAACAGCUACCCAAAAGUUUUCCUGGGUGGUCUGCCUUCAAACGUCACCGAAACAGACCUACGGCAGUAUUUCAACCGCUUUGGCAAAGUAAUGGAGGUGGUGAUAAUGUAUGAUCAGGAGAAGAAAAAGUCAAGAGGAUUUGGAUUUUUAUCGUUCGAGUCUGAUGAAGCCGUGGAACGAUGUGUAGCAGAGCAUUUCGUCAACCUGAAUGGCAAACAGGUUGAGAUCAAGAAGGCGGAGCCACGGGAUUCCAACAAGAUGGGGGAUGGCCCGCCCAACUCGUGGGGCCCGCCUCCGGGAGGUCCACCAAUGGGAAUGGGCGGGGGUAUGGGAAUGGGAGGUCCAAAUGGCCAGAUGGGUGGACCAAUGGGUGGCCCCAUGGGUCCAAUGGGACCACCAGGGAACAUGAUGCAGGGAUACCAAGGCUGGGGUACUCCUCCACAAACACAGUAUCCAGGCCAUUGGGGCCCCAACCCCUCGAAUCAGCCUCCGGUUAAUGGUUACGGAACACCAACUGGUCCCGGUGGGUACCAGGGGUGGGGAGCCCCACCAGGUCCUCAGGGCCAGCAGAUGCCACCCCCGCAGUGGGGGUCCAACUACGGAGGGCCGCCACAGCAGCAAGGUUAUGGUUCUUACGGGCCCCCACAGGCGGGACCGCAGUCAGGGUACGGGGGUAACUGGAACUGGAACAUGCCCCAGAAUGGGCCACCGGCACAAGGUGGCCCUCCUGGCCCGGCACAGGGCCCCGCCGGACCGCAGGGGGACAUGUACCCGAGAGGGGCAGCGCCUGGUCCCACGCCCCCAGCUGGCCCCGGUCCGGUGGCCCCUGGUGCCGCGGCAGCUGCCAAGACCCCGGGCAGUGAGUACGGAGGCUACGGAGCCUACAGCUAUGGUCAGCAGGAUGCUGGGACGUACGGCGGAGCAAGGACUUACGGAGCAGACGUGACAAGCCAAGCGGGGGCCGGCUAUGCUGCGCAUCCCCCAGUACCAGGUGCAGUUGCAGGUCGAGAUUCACCCAAUAUUUCGCGCAGCAUGCGAAACACGUCAGCGCUCGCACACCCAGCUGAGUCUGCAGUCAGCCGCUUACUCCCUCUCUCAUCACACAGUCUUGUUCGUGAACGUGGAACCUCUCACACCAGCACUCCGGGGGGCCAGGCUGAUGGGGCUGGCUCGGGCAGCUACACCGGCGGCCCGGGGCCCCAGCGCGGGGGCAACUACAGCCAACCAAGUGCCACGCCAAGCUUCCAUCCGUACAGGCGCAUGUAAUCGUCUUCUCUUCGACAAAACCUUCAUCAGUUUUUUAGACUCUUCACGUUAUUUUCAUUUUGAAAGUUUUGUAUGUGAUGUAUUAAUCUCCUUGGCUGGACUAGUGUAGUAGUUGAUGAUAGGAUGCAAGGUAAACAACAUAUUUGGUUGGCAGUUGUUUUAUAUUUUGAUUGACAGGGUGUUUGGCCAACUCCAACAGUUUGUUACUUGCCAUUAGAACCUGAACUGUACCAAUUUUUUUUUAAUUAAUUAAUAUUUUGGCCCUUUUGAAGUUUCAUAAUAGUUACCUAGAAAUCUAUAGUUACAAAUAUUCUCUGUAUUUUUGCUUGAGAGUACCAUUCUAUUAAAUGCGCUAGUUUAUGCUGAUUGAGGAAGCACGAAUAUGUUAAUUGUAACCCCUAGCACACUUUUGUUCUGGUUUAAAAUUGUGAGGAGUAAGUACACUUUUAAUUCACAUGUCACAUAAUGGGAGUAAAUAAUGAUAAAGCAUAUUUUCCAAUUCAGCAGAAAAAGUUUCAUGGUACGUAUAUGAUGUAUUUCAUUAAUGAAAAAGAUGUGUGUGUUAUAAUGAAUGUGGUAAAUUACAAGCGUUGUCAAUAAAUUUCCAAUUUGUUA